This is a messenger RNA of Penaeus vannamei (Pacific white shrimp), 4175 nucleotides long. RefSeq lists its product as uncharacterized. NCBI's taxonomy places the organism in Eukaryota, Metazoa, Arthropoda, Malacostraca, Decapoda, Penaeidae. The record is from RefSeq and is a predicted model, not a curated record.
CCUCUGAUAGACUCGGCAAAGAUGUCACCUCAGUUCGUCUCAUUGCUGAUAUCGGCGCAGAGAAUCCCACCCAGCAACGCAAAAUAAGGGAUUCCGUACGUUGACGUGGAGAAAAUAGGAGCCUUAUUUCUCAAUCCUGUUAUCAGUGUUAAAAAGACAUUCACAACCAUUCUUCCCGACGACAUCUAUGAGGCGACCAGAAAAUUCUGAAGUAUCCGGUAAAGGAAAAGACACUUGACACUUCUCGAGGGCCGACGGUGUAAGCGGAGUGCGCAUUUUCUCGCCCUCUUGCGUGCCUGAUCACCUGUUUGCGGCGCCGGUGUGUCCUGCCCGACAACUGCAGGCUGUCAUGAGAAUCUGAGUCAAAAACGUCGCAUUCAUGAACACUUGCAAACUCGAGUGAACAACUGCGCAGGGAAGAACCUCAUAACUGUCCUCGCUGGCCAUGCUGCUUUGACCCGCCGACUCUGACGCUUCUCUACACCACUGGGAGCGACCAUGGGCGGAGGGAUGGGCGUGGGCGUGAAGGGCGGCUGGCGAGUCAACGUGUUCCUCUUCCUCCUGACGGCAUCGCAGGCUGUCUUGCUACCAUGGGCGCCUCUUAUCCUGCAUGCUACCGGAAUGGGGGCGAGGACGGUGGGCGCGAUGGUCGCCGUCAUCACCCUGGCCGCGAGUGUGGGCGUGGGCGUUAGUUUGUCGGCGAUGAGGCGGACGCAUAGCGGAGCCCUGCGGCGCCUCGUGCUGGUGAUGCUGUUGGCGGGCUCCAUCAUCCUCCAGAUGUCUUCCGUCGCCCUACUGCCCUUUGGCUCUGGAGCCAACUACCCCUCGUGCGGCGGGGCUCCGGGAGAACUAUCACAGUUCUUUAAUAACGGUUCAUCUUCAUCACAAAAUGCACAAAACAUACCGGAAGCUGCAUCACACAGCACUGAUGAAUCUUUUGAUGUCACCACAAUGGCAGCCAUGACACCGACUCCUUCGGCCUUAGAAACGACAACCCAAAGGCUCGCAACGACUUCCUCCCCCAGCACAAUUCACGCGACCACUCUUUCUCACAAUAUCUUUCUGACAGAGACGAUUAAACCGAACAGAACGACUCAGUCACAAACGCCGACGCAGAUCGCUCUUUUGCCAACCACAUCAGAAGCAAAACCCAGUAAUAUAAGCUUAGUUCCUCCAUCAUUUCAAAAUUCUAGUUCAUUCUCACCAUCAAGCCAUUCCAACGCUAACAUGGAAGCUAACGUUUCCUCUAUUAGUUCAGGCAGCGGCGACACGGCUAGCCUUGGGACGCAGGACGAUACAACAAACACAACGGAAGAACAAGAAGAGCUUAGCGAAGCUCCCCCUGAGGUAAUGCACACCAUGGCCGUGUCACCAGCUGUAGAUUCCCCGCCUAACACGGCUGAAGACGAGGCUGAGGAUGUAGAAUAUGAAAACCCGUCAAAGGAAGAUUCUGAUGAGGUUUUUAAUGAAGAGCAUGUUAUCAAAGGGAAUAAGCAACAUAAAAAUGAACAUAAAAACAAUGGCAAGAAGCAUCACGGACUUUUACAACCGACAAAGCAAUUACAAGAUAACUACGACAGAAUAUCUAAUAAUGCUUUUUCCAAUGAAUAUGAGGAUUAUUACAAUGAUAACGAAGAUACUCUAGUAAAUCGAGAAAAGCCCCAGCUCGGCCUCAUGGGGUCGCAAGACCAUCUUCAGUCACUGCAUCCGAAGGUCGGUCGACCAUUUGGGAAUGGAAACUCUUACAAGGUUUCCGGUGGCACUCCCCAGCACCUUAACGCCUAUGGCGACAAAAAGCAGGAUUCGAUGUGGCGUUUGUCGGCAGCCGCGGAAAAGACCAAAGGUUACGGAGGAAAUCCCAUCAACCUUCUGUCUCUGAAGCAGCCCGACCUGUCUUACCCUCCGAGGAUUCCGGUUUACGGACACUCCAACUCAGGCAAUGACGAGCGUACUUUCUUGUCUUACAGUUCUCGAUCCCAGAGUCAGAGCGCCCGUCCUCGGGAUUACGACAUUCACCAUCCGCCUUACCCAGACACCGGGGCGCCUGGCUCUGAGGACUAUUCGGAGGGAUUGCAGUAUCCAUUCGGCAGAACCAAUGCAGACUGGAGAAGACAGACGGGUCGCCAUAAGCGGGCUGUAAGUCGCAAGAAGGAUUCGAAAGCGGAAGUCCCUCCGGAAUCUAAGGACCAUGAUGCAGUCACAGAGGAUCAUGAAAUUUCGGAUCCUAUUAUCGCCAUGAGCGACCAGAGCCUCAUGGGUAUAAAAGUAGGCGUGACCUUCCUCUUAGUCUUCGGUGCUCUGCUCGGCGCGGGCGUGGAGGCAGCCGUGGCACAGCUUUGGCACUGCUACGCCCACGGCUACGACGAAGGCGGCGUGAGCCAAGACAUCUUGCAGCGUACCAUCACGCACACUUUUCACCUGAGCGUCUAUGCCAAUCACAACCUCUGGGCCAAACUCACCUCCGGGGCGUGGGUUCUGGGCGCCGGGGUCAUAUCUAUCGCGGCGUGUGCUGUGGGCGUGGGCAUAGGCGCCUUCGGAGGGCUGGCGGGAAUGCACAUGGCGCUGGGGGCGUGUGCGGUGUUGAUGGUGCUGGUGAUUCCUGUUCCGUACGGAUCAGUGGACCCCCCCAAGACCCGGCGCCCCCUCUCCCUCUACCUGGACGACGAGGUGCUUCGCGAGGGGCUGCGCCGCAUGUCCUUCCACACGUGGGUCUUUGCCACCGGCUGCCUGGCGGCGCUCUCGCUCACCUUCGGCAUCUGGCUCAUCCAGGAUAUUGCGGGCUCGCAGGGCGCCGGGCUGGCAGCGCAGACGGGGGCCGUGGCGGCGAUGCUGGUGGCGGAGGGCCUGACCCUCCACGCCCAGCGGUGGGUCAUGGCUCACAUCGGCCAACAGGGCACCAUGAGCAUGUGCGGGCUGGCCAUCUUGAUGAACUUCGCCAUCAUGUGGGGGUCUUCGGGCGUGGGCGGCUUGGUGGCGGCGCACGCGGGCUUGGGUGGCGGCAUGGCCCUCAUGUGGGUGGCCAUCAAACACAACGCGCUGCUCCUCGCCACCGUCGGUGAUCAAGAGCGCGAAGCAUGGGCGUCGUGGUGGUGCUGGCGCGUGGGCGUGGGCGUCGGAUCCGCGGUGUGGGGGCUGUGCGUGGAAGGCGCCGGUGGCUCAGUGCGCCCCCUCCUGAUGGUCGCCACACUCCUGGCAAGCAUCAUGGCCAUCGUCGUGGCACCGUCGCCCUCUUCACCAGGCGGCACUGGCGGGCGAGGCGGCGCGUGUACCACACCCUCGACCUGGACAUGGUCGACGACGACGAGGACGAGGCCGCGGAGGACGACUGGUUGGUCCGGAGUGCCCGGAAAGAAGAUUGGAACUGAAUUCGUAAAGAGAAGAGAAGAUCGGGGAGAAAGUGCGGUUUUAAAGAGUAACUGAACAGAUGACGUGAAUCAUUAGUGAUAUGAUCCGGCCCGACUGCCCUUCAAGUUAUUCAAAGUUAUCCAGAGUUUUUUGGACUCUGAACCACGCCGCCACGGAAGAUUCUGCGCGCGCGUGGUCGACAGUGAAUGAUUAGUGAGAAGACUGAGAGGAUGUAGAUAAGCGACACACUAUAGAUGGAUAAACUAUAAUGAUUCCCCUGCAUAACGAUCUUCCAACAACGCAUUUACAGAAAGCGACGAUAAUCAUUUGGCAAGCUAAACCUGGCAGUUGGGAAUUAUGCUGUUCACAUAUCAGCCCAAUGUUAUAAUCGAUUAUUGUGUUAUAUUGUUAUUUGUUAUUAUAAGGUUUAUAUUACACUCAUCCCGCUCUUAUUUUCGAAUCGGAUGUAGUGACCAUGCGAGUCGAUAUGAUAAAAUAAAACGUGGAUACAUGACAGAAUUAAUGAAAAAAAUAACGCUGCAAUUGUUAAACGGUAAAUGAGAAGACUGAAUGCAAAUAACUGAACUGCACAUUGUAAAAUACGCUCACAUUAAUUCCACCAUCUUUAAAUGUCUGACUUUUGAUAUCUGAAAAGAAAAUUUAGGCAUGUUUCCCACGACCGCGAUAUAUUCUUUGUUAACCUGCCAUGACUUGUAUUACAUGACGGAAUAUAUAAACAGAACUUGAAGAAAUCAUACUUAUGUAAGAGUUAUUGAGUGCUUUAUGAGGAGAUAACCUUUUGAUAACAGAAAUAAAGAAAAUGCUAUGAA